Messenger RNA from Bufo gargarizans (Asiatic toad), 1639 nucleotides. RefSeq names its product deoxyhypusine hydroxylase (gene DOHH). The transcript has 4 exons. Bases 103 to 1017 code for a protein of 304 amino acids. Gene Ontology annotation, molecular function: deoxyhypusine monooxygenase activity. The record is from RefSeq and is a predicted model, not a curated record. Gene Ontology annotation, biological process: peptidyl-hypusine biosynthetic process. NCBI's taxonomy places the organism in Eukaryota, Metazoa, Chordata, Amphibia, Anura, Bufonidae.
GGCGGGCACGUGAUUUCACUGUGUCACGUGCCACAGUGACGUCAGAAGGUCCUUCCCGUUCAUGGGAUUUAGCCUUUACCCUUAGUACUCCACUAAAGCAAAAUGGCGACGCCCAGCAGCAACCUAGUGCCGAGUGUUGGACGGGUGUUGCUGGAUACGAGUCUACCUUUACCAGCCCGAUUCCGUGCCCUGUUCACUCUUCGCAACCUUGGCGGACACGAGGCUGUGGAAUGGAUAGGGCGAGGCUUUAUCGAUAAGUCGGCGCUUCUAAAGCAUGAACUGGCCUACUGCUUGGGACAAAUGGGAGAUCGAAGUGCACUGCCCGUAUUGAGCGCUGUGCUGAUGGAUGGUAGCCAGGAGCCCAUGGUGCGGCAUGAAGCAGGUGAAGCUUUGGGGGCUAUUGGAGAUCCAGAAGUUCUAGAGCUGCUGAAAGAGUAUAGCCGAGAUUCCGUCAUAGAGGUUGCAGAAACAUGUCAGCUUGCCAUUCAAAGGAUAGAAUGGUUUCAGAGUAAUCCGGAUGCACCUGAUGAUAACCCUUUCUUGUCAGUGGACCCUGCUCCUCCUUCUGAGGAAAGAGAUGUACCAUCUCUGCGUGCUAUUCUAUUAAAUGACAACUUGCCGCUAUUUGAACGAUAUCGUGCCAUGUUUGCUCUUCGAAAUAUUGGAGGAAAUGAGGCAGUUCUGGCAUUAACAGAUGGUCUACAGUGUGGCAGCCCUCUUUUCCGCCAUGAAAUCGGAUAUGUCUUGGGCCAGAUGCAGCAUAAAGCUGCAGUUCCAGGGCUUGCAGCAGCAUUGGAUCGAUUAGAAGAAAAUCCAAUGGUCCGGCAUGAGUGUGCUGAAGCUUUAGGAUCUAUCGCGCUUGAAGACUGUUUAAAAGCACUUAGGACACACAUUGGGGAUCAAGAACAGGUGGUUAGAGAGAGCUGUGAGGUUGCAUUGGAUAUGUACGAAUAUGAAAACAGUGGGGACUUUCAGUAUGCAAAUGGUCUCAGCCAAGUCCAGGAGAUGGCCCCCUAAUUUUCAAUAUUUAUAGAGGAUAGCUUUUGACUAGUCUUGCAGAAUGGAAAAGAGAUUUUUGAUUACAGUUUGCAGUUCAGGAUUAGUUGAUCAUAUAUUGUGCUUUUAUUUUUGGGGGAAAUAGUAUACUGCAGCUAUACAAAUCUCUAUUGUGCAUAGUGAUUAAACAGUGUGAUGCAAUAGGCAUGGAAAGUAAAAUAAAUCCAUAAUAGGGAAAGGUCUAUUUUUUUCUGAUCAAUUAUGUUAAGAAAUCUAUCAUUUCUGUAAAACGUGUACAUGCUUAAAUACAACACUAUCGUCUUUUACAUGUUAUUGAUUCAUUUUCAUACAAGUACCAAGAAAUUCUACAUGGUUUGUUGAAAAUCAGAGACAACGACCACAUACACAUUCAAGGAUUCAUGUGUCAGCGCGUUCCAUACAUUUCUUCCCAAAAAUAAAAAUUGAUGCCAUUACAGGUAAAUCUCUAUUGUGCAUAGUGAUUAAACAGUGUGAUGCAAUAGGCAUGGAAAGUAAAAUAAAUCCAUAAUAGGGAAAGGUCUAUUUUUUUCUGAUCAAUUAUGUUAAGAAAUCUAUCAUUUCUGUAAAACGUGUACAUGCUUAAAUACAACACUAUCGUCUUUUA